This is a messenger RNA of Linum tenue, 1484 nucleotides long. The record is from the annotation of a GenBank genome assembly. Lineage: Eukaryota; Viridiplantae; Streptophyta; Magnoliopsida; Malpighiales; Linaceae.
CCCCCGACAGCUGCGUCGCUGGUAGCUAUAAUUUGUUGAGAAGAGGAAGGUGGGCAAAAGUACAGCGGUAGUAAGUGUUUGUCAGCUUCCAAACAGAGCUCUAAAAAGCUAGCUUUUCCUCAGAAACGAAAGCCCGGCCUGACAUGGACGGAAUACGCCACAGCAACCAGAGCCUGAACGGCAUAAACGUCCACGUGGCGGAGUCCGGCCCCACCGACGGCGCCGUGAUCCUCUUCCUCCACGGAUUCCCGGAGCUCUGGUACAGCUGGCGGCGCCAGAUGGCCGCCGUGGCUUCCCUCGGUUACCGCGCCGUGGCCCCCGACCUGAGAGGCUACGGCGACACCGAUGCCCCGGAGGAUCCGGGGAGCUACACGGUCCUCCAUGUCGUCGGCGACCUCGUGGCGCUGAUCGAGGCGGUGGCGCCGUCGCAGGGGGCGGUUUUUGUGGUGGGGCACGGCUGGGGAGCUGCAAUGGCUUGGCAUUUGUGCUUGAUGAGGCCCGACAAGGUCAAGGCGGCGGUCAACUUGAGCGUCCCGUUUGGUCACCGGAGCUCUAAUCGGAGACCCAUGCCGUCGUUGAAGGCGUACUAUGGAGAGGAUUACUACUCGUGCAGGUUUCAGGAGCCAGGUGUGAUGGAAGCAGAAUUUGCGGAGCUAGGUACAGAGGAAGUUCUCAAAGGGUUCUUCACGCUGCACUCUCCAGCUCCACUUUUCUUGCCCAAAGGCAGAGUACUGUUCGGUAGCUCCCCCGGCACACCAAUUCCCCUGCCUCCCUGGUUGUCGGAGGCGGAUCUCAGGUACUUCGCCGACAAGUACGAGAAGACGGGCUUCACCGGAGGAUUGAACUACUACCGGAACGUCGAUCGGAACUGGGAGUUGACUGCUCCGUGGCAAGGGGAUCAAGUGAAAGUGCCGGUGAAGUUUAUUGUCGGUGAUCACGACAUGGCCUAUCACGCUGGGAAUGCCAGAGUUUACAUACACAAUGGUGGUUUCGAGAAGGACGUCCCGUUUCUGCAGGAGGUGGUGGUGAUGGAAGGCGUCGGCCAUUUUCUCCAGGAAGAAAAGGCCGACGAGAUCAGCGGCCAAAUCAUCGACUUCAUUCGCAAGUUCCGAUGAGUUCGUAGGAGCAAAUUGUCGUAACUAACGGUGGUCCUGUCACGGGACACGCCAUGGUGAUAAUUCGACAAUUUAUGGGUUACCGUUAUAGUUUAAUCGAUUUCCUUUAUUAUUAUACGUUUCGUAUUAUUUUGGGUUGUGGAUAUAAUUAAUAGUUAUGGGUGUUUUAGUUGGAUUAGAAGAUGUGUUUAUUAUUGUUUAGUACUUAACUAAUGGUCUUGUAAGGGAAGGAAAAGGAAUUCAAGUAGGAGAACGAGAAGGAGAGAUGCAAAAGUCUAGGGUGACAAGGAAAGAGAUUUAGUUGUGUAACUCUAUAAAUAUGUGGUUUGUUUAUGAGUAAUAAUAUGAAAAAAUUUGGAAUUCAAUUUA